AUGGUCGCCACUUCGCCGCUUGCACUGCUCCGGCGCUCGUCGCCGGCCUGCGGCGAAAAGGGCCCCCGCGGCCCCGGCGCCGAGCACGCCGCCUCUGCCGCCCCCUACCACGGCCUGGAGAAGAGCCAUCAUCACCACCUUGAUGGACAGCAUAGCCGCGGCCGGUACGGCUUUCUCGCCGAGCGAAAAGCGUCCGAGACAGGCCUCCAGCCGCGUCUCCUCCGCGCCGCCGACGUCCCGGGCUGGUAUGCCGCCAAUGGCCACAUUCUCACAGGCUACCGCGCGGUGCGGCCCUCGACGGCCGCCUGCAUCGCGAGCCUGACGUCGCUGCACAAUGAAACGGCCAACAUCUGGAGCCAUCUGGUGCCCGCCCUCGUCGCCCUGGCUGGGAACUACCUCGUCUGGGCCUAUUUCGACACACGGUUCCCCGACGCGUCAUGGCCCGACAGAGCCGUCUUCCACGUCUUUCUGACGGGCAGUGUCGUUUGUUUCGGCGUCUCCGCCGCGUACCAUGCCAUGUUGUGCCACUCGCAGGCCAUGCAUGAUUUGUGGCUGCGCAUGGACUAUCUGGCGAUAGUCGUGCAGAUCUUGGGAAGUUUCCUCUCCGGCAUCUACAUGGGCUUCUACUGCGAAACCCGUCUGAGAGGCGUGUACUGGACCAUGAUUGGCAUCCUGAGCCUCCUGACCUGCAUCGUUGUGCUUCAUCCACGCCUGCAGAGCAAAGAGCACCGCAUCCUUCGCCUCGGCACAUUUGUCGCAACAGGCCUGUCGGGGUUCGCGCCCAUCAUACACGCUGCCACCAUGUUUCCCUACGCGCAGCUGGACAAGCAGGCAGGCAUCCGCUAUUAUUAUCUUGAAGGUGUCUUCCUCCUCGUCGGCGCCUAUGCCUAUGCUUGCAGUAAAUGA
Messenger RNA from Verticillium dahliae VdLs.17, 906 nucleotides. RefSeq names its product adiponectin receptor protein. Gene Ontology annotation, cellular component: membrane. The record is from RefSeq and is a predicted model, not a curated record. The coding region runs from base 1 to 906 and encodes 301 amino acids. Gene Ontology annotation, molecular function: signaling receptor activity. Lineage: Eukaryota; Fungi; Ascomycota; Sordariomycetes; Glomerellales; Plectosphaerellaceae. The transcript is spliced from 3 exons.